AUGAAAGAAUUCAUGGAGAAGUCGUUAACACAAAUGUGCCAACAGCUUACCAAUGUUGUCGAUGAUCGGCUUGCUCACUUGAAGAGAGAAUUGUCUGCUGAUAAUUCAGCGACGCUAGAAACCUUCGCGAACAAGAAGGCUCGCUUAGAGAAACCUCAAUUUAAGUCAAAGGGCAAUGAGCCGCAAUGUAAUCACCAGCUUGGUGUGCUGGACACAGUGGAAAGUGCUACCACAGCUCUCGAGCAUCAAGAUAUCGAUAAAGCUAUCAGCUUCCUACAAGAAGGUAAAGUAGCCAUAGAAGCAAGAAUGAAGCUUAUCAAAUUAGCUGAUACGAGCGACCAUGGUUGGCAAACCGUAGCUGAAUAUAUGACUAACGAGCUAGCCGAUAAUUCAGAUGACGAGAAACGGAUCGACCGCGCAGAGAAAACUGCUGAAAAGAAGGCGAAGAAAGCCAAGGCAUCCAAAACAUCAAAGUCUCGGCCGUUUCAGGGCUAUCCAAACCGUAUUCCAUAUCGUAAUUCUAUGGCCUCACGUCGACCAGUGUUCCCUGACCACAAUGGUCCAAGCGGGAAUGCAAUUGGGCCUUGUUAUAAGUUAAGUGUUGCAUCCAUGUAUAUAGCAUUGUGUUUUGCUUUAGAGUCACAACACUAUAGGUCGACAGCUGUCAUACGACUGCUUUGUUCUUACCUCGAGCGUUUAAGCAGCAAUAAACACAAAGUGCUUCAAGCAACAUGUUGAUGUGUGUGUGUGUGUUUAUUCGAUAUAAUUAUAUUAGAUGUUUUAAUUAUCUGCGUUACGCAGUUUAGCAGAUAAUUUAUAUCUAAUUGUUUGAUAUGCAGAAUAAUGUUCUGAUAUGAAUACAUAACUAUGUUACAUUGUCAUGCAAUAGUAUAAAAGGCGUAUACACGCCUUGAUUAUUCCUCGCUGCUUACACGUUCUUCAGUCAAACUUAUUUUCUAUUUAUUAUAUUAAUGUUGAUGGUCAUAUAUGUUAUUCUAUUAUUUACAGUGUUUACAGUACCGGUCACCUUCAGCGGAAUUGCAAUAUGUGUCCCCCAAGACCAGCAUCGAGCAGUUGA
Paramuricea clavata is the source of this 1078-nucleotide messenger RNA. The record is from the annotation of a GenBank genome assembly. Lineage: Eukaryota; Metazoa; Cnidaria; Anthozoa; Malacalcyonacea; Plexauridae.